AUUAGGCAGAUGCACAGAUGAUGACGUGUCGCUGUCAAGAUGGCAGCUGACAUCACUCUGUUAUUCAGAGCCAGUGUGAAAACAGUAAAGACCAGAAAUAAAGCGCUCGGGGUGUCUCUGCCGGAGACGGACGUGCUGAAGAGGAGCCGGCCCCGGGGAGAGUUCAGCGGAAAGACCCGGGAUGUGAUCAACAACAUUGGGAAGCUGAAGGAUUUCCUGCUGGAGCACAGGAAGGAUUACAUAAACGCCUGCAGUCAUGUGUCAAAAUAUUCCCGUAUGACUGACGGCGAGCGCGACCAGAUCGAUCAGGACGCACAGACCUUCAUGAGAGCAUGCGCUGAAGCCAUUCAGCAUCUCAGGACAGAAGCAUGUAAGGAGACCAUUUCCACUCAAGUUAAAGAGCACAGACUGUCCGUCCUGGACUUCAUCGAAGACUAUUUAAAAAGAGUGUGUAAACUGUACUCCGAGCAACGAGCCAUCCGAGUGAAACGCAUGGUCGACAAGAAAAGAUUAUCCCGGUUAGAACCAGAACAAGUCCACAAGAUUAAGACCUCUUCUUUGGCAGAGACUAUCACACUCACAGAUCUUGAGGCCAAGGAAGAAGCAAAGUCUCCUGGUGAAGAAACUACUGACAGGACAGCGGCUGAUGCACGCAGCGCGCCCGGUUUCUGGGACGACGGUCGGGGUGAAGAUGAAUUGUCCCCAGAGGAGAUUCAGAUGUUUGAACAGGAGAACCAAAGACUUGUCAGCGAGAUGAACAAUCUGUGCGAUGAAGUAAGGCAAAUAGAAGGCAAGGUGGUUGAAAUAUCCAGACUUCAAGAAAUAUUCACGGAGAAGGUUCUUCAGCAGGAAACAGAGAUUGACAAUAUCCAUCAGCUAGUGGUGGGCGCCACAGAAGAUAUCAAAGAAGGAAACGAAGACAUCCGAGAGGCCAUCAAGAAUAAUGCAGGCUUCAGGGUCUGGAUCCUCUUCUUCCUAGUGAUGUGCUCAUUUUCUUUACUGUUCCUGGACUGGUAUGAUAGUUAAUAAUUGAAUGGAACCUUCCAGCCAUAACAUAAUAAUUGCACAAUGUUAAAUAUCUGAGAAAAUGCCACUUCUCCGUCGUAUGUCUCCCUCCUGAACAUUCGCUUGGAUAUGUUAAUAAAUGUCACUUGUGAUAAUGAGGUCGCGGAGGUGUCUACAAUUAACUGGAAGAUAUUGAGCUGUUUGUAUUACCUGCAGAAAGGCCAGACAUGUCGACGCUGUUUGCACAAUGGCUGGUAAUUGUAAUGUCAAAUGAAGCAGAGUCGUUUUUUCUUUUCUUUUUUUUUCUUUUUUAUGGAUCCAGCAGAUAUAAUUUUUCAUCUGACAAUGGCUCUGCUCUUUGGGGACUAUAAAACUAUGAUACUAUGUGCAACAUCUGUACUUUUAAUAAAGUAAGUUAUUUGAAGAGAGGACUGUGAAGCAGUGGUGGACAUGAGCAGGGCUGAUGCUUCUGGCGGAUCCCUGAGGAUAUUGAAUCUCUUUUCUUUACUGCUGAGGCUUUAAAGCUAUCACUCAAAAUACAUACCAAAUCUUCAGUCCUUCUUAGCCGGCUUGUAUUGUGCCCUGGUACGCUAAUGCAACAGGACUAAACACCCUAGAAAGGUAGCCUCAUACCAUUAAUGGUGGAAUUAGCUGAUGAUCUAAUUUGUAUGGAGACUAAUAAUACCACUAUGCUUGCCUUUCUUUGGCACCAAUGACUACGUUGAUCAUGCACAAUGGAAAAUUUCCAGCUGAAAGACAUCAGUUCCACACAUUAAAGGGAUAGCAAUUCCACACAUCAAAGGGAAUCUGUCACCAGUUGCAUGCUGCCCUAUCUAAGGGCAUAAAUAUUCAGGUCAAGAUGUAUAUGUAUAUGUAUGUGUAUUUUUACUUCCACUUAUCAUAGAUUAACUUAAAGGGGUAUUCCAAUCACAUACAAUGGGGAUAUAUCGCUAGGAUAUGCCCCCAUUGUCUGACAGGUGCGGGUCCCUCCUCUGGGACCUGCACCUACAAGAAGAAUGGAGCAGGGAGAGAUGUAGCUGGAGGACCCCAGGUUGUCCAUCCACCACCAAGCGCUGCUCCCCACUGUUCCCAUAGAAUUGAAUGGGAGCACACUGCGCAUGGGGGACCCCUGCUCCCAUUCUUUUCUGGGGCAGAUGAAAAUGGCCAAGCCAGCGCUCCGCUAUUUUCGGCGGCCCCAUUGAAAUUAAUGGAGGGCGCAUGCGCAGUGCGCCCUCCAUUCAUUUCCCUGCUCCUUUUUCAUUGUAGGUGCAGGUCCCAGAGGUGGAACCCGCACCUAUCAGACAAUGGGGGCAUAUCCUAGCGGUAUGCCCCCAUUGUAUGUGAUGGCAAAACCCCUUUAACUAUAACUAUACAUAACAUAACUAUAAAGUCUGUAUGCUUCAGUACACUCACCUCGAAAAGGACAAACACUACCGAAACCUGGUGACAAGAACUGGGACCUUAAAGGAAACCUGACAUUUUGAUUUUCAGCAUUUUACACCUUUGUAAAAAA
This is a messenger RNA of Bufo bufo (common toad), 2518 nucleotides long. RefSeq names its product syntaxin 18 (gene STX18). Gene Ontology annotation, molecular function: SNAP receptor activity. Bases 40 to 1026 code for a protein of 328 amino acids. Gene Ontology annotation, cellular component: endoplasmic reticulum; SNARE complex; membrane. Gene Ontology annotation, biological process: intracellular protein transport; retrograde vesicle-mediated transport, Golgi to endoplasmic reticulum. The record is from RefSeq and is a predicted model, not a curated record. The transcript has 11 exons. Lineage: Eukaryota; Metazoa; Chordata; Amphibia; Anura; Bufonidae.